Miniopterus natalensis is the source of this 573-nucleotide messenger RNA. It is a transcript of the gene GKN1, whose product is annotated as gastrokine 1. NCBI's taxonomy places the organism in Eukaryota, Metazoa, Chordata, Mammalia, Chiroptera, Miniopteridae. The record is from RefSeq and is a predicted model, not a curated record.
CCCUUUGGUGAAGCCAAGAUGAAGUUCACAAUUUUCUUUGCUGGUCUUCUUGGCAUCCUCCUGACUCCUGCCCUUGCUGACUACAAUAUCGACAUCACCGAUAACAAGAACACGGCUGAAAGUGAGCAGCAGUCAGUGAGUGUCAACAGAGAACAUAACGUGGCCAAUAUUGACAAUAAUAAUGGCUUGGACUCCUGGAAUGCAAUCUGGGAUUUCAAUACUGGUUAUGCCGCAGUCAGAGUGUUUCACAAGAAGGCGUGCAUUGUGCACAGGAUGAACAAGGGUGUCAUGCCUUCUCUUCAAGCCCUUGAUGAAAUGGUCAAGAAAAACAAGCUUCAAGGUGAAGGACCAGGGGGACCACCUCCCAAAAGCCUGAUAUACUCACUCAACUCUGAGAAAGUCGAGAACCUGGACAAGUUUGGAAAACCCAUCGUUGGCAUGUGCAAGGGGGUUGCAACAUACAUGGCUGAAGAAAUUCAAGGGGCAACCUUUGCUUUUGCUUUAUCAUUGUGCUUCAGUACUAGUAUACUUGAGCUGAACAUUUCCUUCUGUGGAGGCAUAUCUGGAAAGUAA